AAUUCAAUUCCGGACCGCCUGCGAUGAGGGAUCGCCGGAACACCAUUUAUAACUUCGAUAGAAGGGAUUGCUAUCCACUGCGAGCAGCAAAGAAUCUUGAUUGAAACCUCGAGUGUCUUCUAAAGGUGAGUUUGAAGAUUUCAUUUGUGUGAAAUCGAUGGAUUUGAAGGCGGUGCACUGAUGUCAUUGUUCUGGAUUGUGAUUCGCCAAUUUGCAGAGAACGAAGCAAUGGCCACGUCAAAGAAAGUUAUCACAAGGGAAGAGUGGGAGAAGAAGCUCAACGACAUAAAGAUUAGGAAAGAAGACAUGAAUAAAUUGGUUAUGAAUUUCCUUGUGACCAGAAAUAGAUCUUGCAACCAUUACAGAUAGAAUGGCUGUUAAGAGGGCAGUACAAUGCGGUAAUGUUGAGGAUGCAAUCGAGAAAGUGAAUGAUUUGAAUCCUGAGAUAUUAGAUACGAAUCCCCAGUUAUUUUUUCAUCUACAACAGCAAAGAUUGAUAGAACUAAUUCGUAACGGAAAAGUAGAAGAAGCUCUUGAAUUUGCUCAGGAGGAGCUGGCACCAAGGGGAGAAGAAAAUCAAAGCUUUUUGGAAGAGUUGGAGCGAACAGUUGCGUUACUUGCUUUUGAAGAUGUUUCCAACUGUCCUGUGCGAGACCUUCUGGACAUCUCUCAGCGCCUGAAGACAGCAAGUGAAGUUAAUGCGGCCAUCCUAACAAGUCAGAGUCACGAAAAAGAUCCGAAACUGCCAAGCUUGUUGAAGAUGUUAAUGUGGGCACAGGACCAACUCGAUGAGAAAGCCACUUAUCCUCGCAUAAAUGAUCUAUCCACUGCCAUGCUUGAAGAUCCUGCUAUUUGAAAGACAUGUCACCUCAAAAGAUUUGUUAGAAGGUGUCUCAGUAUAUUUGACUGAUACAUCAUGGAAGAAAAAAAUUAAUGUAGGUUGUGCCUAGAAAUGAUCAUUUGUAGUUCCCUCCGUUCUUUCAUCGUCGUUGUUUAAACUUUCCUCAAUUACUUGACUGGGCGCCGACUGAUGUGGCGAUUGUAUAAAAAUGGUUGUUGGACUUCGAUUCUUCAAGUAUUUUACUGUGUGAUAUUUGCGUA
Momordica charantia (bitter melon) is the source of this 1101-nucleotide messenger RNA. The record is from RefSeq and is a predicted model, not a curated record. Lineage: Eukaryota; Viridiplantae; Streptophyta; Magnoliopsida; Cucurbitales; Cucurbitaceae.